Dermacentor andersoni is the source of this 1223-nucleotide messenger RNA. NCBI's taxonomy places the organism in Eukaryota, Metazoa, Arthropoda, Arachnida, Ixodida, Ixodidae. The record is from RefSeq and is a predicted model, not a curated record.
UGCCGCCCUCGAGGUUCACAAAUAUACGUUGACAAGUUUAUGAAAAUUCGAGAAUUGAAGAGAGCUUCUUCGCAGCCGUGCAGAGAGGAACUUCCCGGUGUACCCACACACCGAAUGACGCUUCCAGGGGACAAAGCACUGCUGGAAGCUUCUGAACAGGUGCAGGUUUCGACCGACGGGCUUGACUUGACCAGCUUGCUUCUUCCGUCUCCAUCGACCGUGGCUUCUCACUCCAUGUCCUCGGUGCGCCUUCUGCUGAUGGUCCUGCUGCUGGCGGGGCCGGGUGGCGUGCUGGCCUCGGAAAUCUUGGGACGCGAUCGGCGCAAGUGCGGCGGCACCUGCAACGCCUCCGCCGAGAGCACGCGUGGGGCCGGUUGCACCUGCGUCUUCGCCACCAGCAGCUAUUCUGGAACCUGCAUGCGAGAGUCGCGCGCGUGCGGCGGUUUAUGUGGCGACUCCGUCGAUAUCGAGUGUGCGGAAGGAUGUACCUGUGUGUUCGACACGGACCGCCCUUUCGGCGUCUGCCGGCGGAACGUGACCAAGUGCGGCGAUUACUGCGGCGACUUCUUGGACAGCAAAUGUGAGGACGGGUGCCGCUGCGUAAUAGACGGAAAGAGUAGGGCCGUCUGCCGGCGGUACCCGGCAAAGUGUGGCGAAUUGUGCGGCGCUGUCUUGGGCAGGCAAUGCGAGGCCAGAUGUACCUGCUCCUAUGAAUUAUACAUUUUAGGCAUAUGCCGGCCAUACUAUUCGAGACGGUGCGGCAAUGUUUGCGGCGGCCCCAGAAAAUUACCGUGUGGGGACGAGUGUUGGUGUGACAGGAAGGAAGAUUUCUUUUUUUACAUGGGCGUCUGCCGGCAUCGUCCCUGGUGCGGCGGGGACUGCGGCGGCACUGAUGGGAAAACGUGUCCCGACGGAUGUAGCUGCGUCCAAGGUCUCAUCGGCAAAGGCAGAUGCUCCUCAAGCUGGCCCGGCGCCCCCAAAUAUCUGCGACAUGACGAGUGGUUUCAGGGCACGUUGAAUGAGUUGCGAGAGAUCGUGAACGACAGCGAGAAUUUGGAGCCCACUUUGGAUGAUGCUGCCUAUUGGUGGCCCUGAAAACCAGCAACGGUUGGUGGAGAGGGCUCAGGAGGCGCCACCGACCCAUGGCUACCUGAACUGAAGAGGCCAUCCACAUUUGGGCUUAAAUGGAAGAGGUCUGGUCAAUGAAUAAACUUUAUUUGUCU